GUGCCUCUAGUUUUGCUACAACAAAUGCUUUUGGAAUUGACACGGCGAGGUCAAGAGCCCCUGAGUACCCUGCUACAGUUUGGCGUGACGUAUCUGGAGGACCAUGCAGCGGAAUUCAUCAUUCAGCAAGGUGGCUGGGGCACUGUCUUUAGUCUUGAGUCUGAGGAAGAAGAAUACCCUGGAAUCAUCGCAGAAGACAGUAAUGACAUUUAUAUCCUGCCCAGUGACAACUCCGGACAAGUCAGUCCCCCGGAGUCCCCAACGGUGACAACCUCUUGGCAGUCUGAGAGCCUACCUGUCUCACUGUCUGCUAGCCAGAGUUGGCACACAGAAAGCCUCCCAGUCUCCCUUGGGCCUGAGUCCUGGCAGCAGAUCGCCAUGGAUCCUGAGGAAGUGAAAAGCUUGGACAGCAGCGGGGCGGGGGAGAAGAGUGAGAACAACUCCUCUAACUCCGACAUUGUGCACGUGGAGAAGGAGGAGGUACCGGAGGAGGCGUUCCCGGGCGCCGCCGCCCCCUUGCUGCCACAGAUCGCCACCAAGGAAGCCACCGAAGUGAGGGUCGAGAAAGGCAGCCCCACUCCAUCAGUGUUUGUGGAGUUUGGCGAGGAGGAGCUGGAGGCGGCAGCCGCCAGACCUGCUGCCUUGGAGGGGGCGGAGCGGGCGGUCCAGCCGAGCGCGGAGGGGGCCGGGAGCAGGAAAGAGAGCCACACCGGGGAGGCCACUGCUGCCGGGGCAGCCAGGGGUGCCGUGGGCGCUGAGGGCAAGGCCGUACUGCUGUUUGGGGGGGCCGCUGCGGUAGCCAUCCUAGCGGUGGCCGUUGGAGUUGCAUUAGCUCUAAGGAAGAAGUAAGGGUUUCUUCAGGGGAGAAGACGGAAGGACCCUGCGGCUUUAGUUGUAUCCACUGGAACUCAGACCGCCAGCAGCUGGCUGGACCUUACACUGGGGAAUUGGGCUUUCUCUUGAGCAUGGCACUGGCUUGAGAUACUGUUCCCAUUGGCCUGCUUGUCAUCUCAGGGGCCUUGGCUCAGCUAGAUUUGGAAGGGUAAGAGUGAAGCUCCCAUCUAGAACAGGCCUGUCCACUUGGGCACCCUUGACCUUUCAGUAAUUCUCUGUAGGAGGCUGCCUUGUGCGUUAUGUAACGAUCGGCAACAGCCCUGGCUUCUUUGUACCCACUAGAUGCCAGUGGCACCCCACUCCCAGUGAGGGCAGCCAAAAAUGUCUCCUACAUUGCCAAAUGUCCCCCGUGGACAAAGUUACCCCCUGUUGAGGGCCAUUGCUUUAAGGGAUAGGGUUCAAUUAAGAGAAUUUGGGGGGCGGGGCGAGAAUCUGGGGGAGGAAGCCGCAGCUGGGGCCAGCCAGCUGUUCAUCCUGUUGCAGUUUCUCAGAACAGGUGAACUUGCUGUGUCUGCAGCUGUUUUUAUUCUGGUUCCCCAUUCUGUAGCGUGAGGUGCUCUCCCACAUUGCACCACCUCUCAGGUACUUCAGCACAGUGUGUCUCACCCUGUACCCCUUUCACACCCAACCCCCCGGAAGCUCUCCAUGGCUCCAUCUUUUAAAGAUGCUGCCUUUAGGAACCUUUUAAAAGAUAAAUACCCAGGCCAGGUUUGGUGGCACUGUCUGUAAUCCCAGCAUUUAGGAAGUAGAGGCAAAGAGAGUAUCACGAGUUCAAAGCUAGCCUAGUGUACAUACUGAGUUUGAGACCAGCCAGGACUGCAUGGUGAAACCUUGUCUGUCCCAAGAAGAGAUAAAUAUGUUAAAGCCGUGGGGACUUAGGGUCCUCCAGUCUGAUUGCCAGUACAGGUUUCAGGCUGCAGUCAUUGUUCUUAGAGGCAGGAAGGUGGUCUACACAACCCGUCAAGGUCUGUUUGACCUCUUCCUGGUGUAGCUAGCUUACCCCAGGUGCCCAUGACUUAGCAGUGAGACCUCUGAUGACAUGUACUUCAUCUAGAACCCUGGGUUAGUGUGUUUCCCAGUACCUGACCUUGGUCGAUGGGACAUCAUCAGCUUCUCUGUGGGUCCCCUACCAUGUAGGAAGCAGGUCAGCCUUUGACUUACAGAACAAGUUGGAUCAUAACCCUUAUUCAGUGUAAAUCAUUGAAAGAAAUGAUAAAACCUUAUCAUGUAAUAUUAGGUAUCACUUAAUGAAAGUGGGACAGAAACUUGAAGUUUAGACUGAGACUGCUGCUCAGGAGUUGGUUUGUUGGUCUUCAGAGUCCAAGGAGACUCCUUGGACUGAACGCUUGUCAACCCGAUGCCAGGGUGACAGACCAGGAGGACCCCAUGCACUCACUCCUUGGCUAGUGGGACUCAGUGAGAUCUCCCAUCAUUCGGCUGACCCCACCCUCAGGGAGGGCUGGGCCCGCCCCCGCCCCCCCCAUAUCUUCGGGCCAAGUGCCACCUGCAAGGCAUAUGUGCUUGGUAAGAAGUCUUCUCAGAUUUAACUUAGUCACGGAACAUUACUUCUCAGAUCCUGAAAUUUAUAAUAAAAAUACUUUUAACUACUCUGAUCACCGA
Molecule: messenger RNA, 2514 nt
Organism: Peromyscus leucopus (white-footed mouse)
Lineage: Eukaryota; Metazoa; Chordata; Mammalia; Rodentia; Cricetidae
Product: bcl-2-like protein 13
Biological process (GO): regulation of apoptotic process; apoptotic process
Cellular component (GO): mitochondrion
Source: RefSeq, a predicted model, not a curated record